This is a messenger RNA of Owenia fusiformis, 2895 nucleotides long. The record is from the annotation of a GenBank genome assembly. NCBI's taxonomy places the organism in Eukaryota, Metazoa, Annelida, Polychaeta, Sabellida, Oweniidae.
UGGCAUUUGCUGAAUAUAGUGUAGAUUUAAGCGCUAGAUCAUGACUCAGUACGUACACUCUAUGUAUUGAUGAAUUGGAAAAUUAAGAAGGUAGUUAUGUUUUGAAAUUGGUGCUUUGGAGACUGUGUCUACACUAAGACUCUAUAGACUCUUGGAAAUAUAUGAAAACGGAUUAGAAGUGAAGUUAAUCUGCUAUAAACAGUUUAACAUCUAUAGUAAAAUGUAUUGUUAAAUAUACUUAAUAGACACGUAAUUCAUGAACAUUUGGAUUUGACACAGUGAGAAUUGGACUUGAUAUUUCGUAUAACAUUAACAAGUAUAAAAUCCACAUAACUAGAAUUCAACCAUGGCAGAAUCGGAAGACUUCAGAGCAUGGUGUCAAACACAAGGCCUAACUGAGAACACAGUACAAAUGUUGCUGGAUCAUGGCUUUACAAAUCAAGAUACGCUCAGGCUUGUUACACAGCCUAUUAUUGAUGCAGAGUUAGAGAUGGAGAAUCUUGGCCAGCGCUUACUGCUGAAAGAGGCCAUCCACAAACUUUGGUUGACUUCAUCAAGUGCUAAUUCUAUCCCUGGCCCUGCUUCAUAUAUGGCACCCCCAGCAUAUGAUACACUCACACAUGGAGACCCCCCUCCAGCACCUGGGGAAUUAUUUCCAUUGGAGACAUUGUACUCAUCAAAUACCCGACUUCCUCCACUACAGGAUGUGCAUCCUCCACCGAAAAGCAUGACUUUUCCAUCAGCGCAAUCAAUCUCUACAGUAGAUCUACCAACUGGUACAUCGACACAACCAGGACAAUCGGCUACUUCACAAGCACAAUCAAAUGCUCUAAAAACUUCUGCAAAAAAAAUUCCUGCACCGAAGAAUGCUGCCAAAGUAGAACAUGCUACUGUACCCAUAGAUGCUAAGAUUGUCGUCGCAACAGAAAAACACCCAGAAAAACAACCAAAAAAGAAAACAGAUGUGGCAGAAGCGGACACUCCCAAAGCGCAAUCAGCUGCUAAAGAGAAAACAGCUGCACCUAAGAUGGCUGCAAAAGCUCCUGUUUCUAAAGAUGACAAGAUUGUUGUUACCAUGGAACAAGACCCACCUAAAGAAUCAGGCAAGAAAACAAAUGCACAAGCAGACACUCCCAAAGCACAAACAGCAGCUAAAAAGACAACAGCUUCACCCAAAAAGGCUGCCAAAGUAGGACAAGCUCCUGUCUGCGAAGAUGACAAGAUUGUUAUAGCCACUGAACAACCAAAAAAGAAAGCAAAAUUUUCUUAUACUAACCCAUACGGCAAAGCAAUGAUCGAUUUAACUUGGUUAGCAAUUUGGUUUUGUUUUCCUUUGCUUGGUAUAAGUAUAGCAUCAGCCUUUAACAAUACUUCAACAUGGAAGUAUUUUACGGGAUUAUGGGUCUUUAUUAUCAUCGCAAUAGCUGUGUUUUAUGGGGACAAAAUUAAGAAAUUACCAGCAGGAAAUUCAGUUACUGAGACUUUCUUUAUAGUUAUGAGUGUAUUGCUUCAUUUGGCACUUGUAGCUUGCUUGGUAACCAUGGCAACCUCAGCUUACGGAAUGUACAUUGACAGGGAAAUACAUGUCAAUGGCACAUCAUGUGAUGAUAAACUUCUAAAGACGUUAAACUUAACAUGUGACCAUAAUGCAACAAGUAACGAGACAUAUACCGGGCCUAAUGUCAUAGGCUGGAACGACCAACAGUUCUUCCAAACUGGUAACAUAGCACUUGCAUAUAUUGUAUUUGUUAUAGUUGUGUGGGCGUUAUAUGCCAGACGUGACUUCAUCAACGAAUUACCACCAAUCACGUUUAAAAAUGACACGGAGAAAGGAUUCCUCAAAACAAGUUUCAUGUUUAAACUUACACCAAUAUCUUUCCCAUUCUUAUCUAUAGUUGAAGUGGUAUUCAAGACAACGAUGUGGCAACUUUUCCUCCCUCUGAUAUCUGGUUGUAUUCUCCUUAUCACAGGAUUUCAUGCACACAAGUUACAUUUUCUACCAAAGGGUGACAAGAAAAAGAAGCGUUAUAAAGUCCAACUAAUUUUAUUAACUGUUUCAAUGGUUGUGGUCCUAGCGAUGGUUAGUGUCCACGGCGCUGGCAUUUAUCUGGAUAAUGAGAUACAUGAAUAUGGAGUUUCUUGUGAUGAGGUCUACAUAAAAUACUUUAAUUACACUUGUGAAGUUGAAAAGUCUGCAGGUGAGACUGGGCAUACAACACAUGCUUAUCUUAAUACAGGAGAACUGAAUUACAAACAGGGCAUCCAUUUGGGUAUUGUAGUCUUAGGAGUAUUUCAUGUGAUUUUUCUGUUUAUAGCAAUUAAUUCAGGUUCUGUGUUUAUGGUACAAAAUGAUCUCAAAUGCUGCUAGAAUAGAAGAUAAGCAGGCCCAUAGCCAGUGAGAAACUGCCUGAUUUUGAAAGAAUUUUUGAUAAGGGGGGGGGGGGGAGGGUGAGCACCUCUACACUCCCUUGGGUAAAGAAUGUAAAAAGGAGAGCGGUUGGUUUUGACAAAAAAUGCUUAUAAAUCAUUUUCAGUGGAAACAAGGCAUUAACAAGACAUAAUGCCAUCAGGUUUUAAUUGUACAAAAUAUGCUGUUAUUAUAUUGUGUUUUAACUGUUAUUAUAUUUUGUGACAAGAAAAUACCAUUAUAUAAUAACAUCAAGUUUUAAUUGUACAAAAUAUACUGUUAUUAUAUUGUGUUUUAACUGUUAUUAUAUUUUGUGACAAGAAAAUACCAUUAUAUAAUAACAUCAAGUUUUAAUUGUACACAAUAUGCUGUUAUUAUAUUGUGUUAUAAUUGUUAUUAUAUUCUGAGACAAUGUAUCAAUAUGACAUUAGGUUUUAAUUAUACAAAAUAUUCUGUUACUUUAUCAUGUUAUAACUGUUAUUAGACUC